AUGUUUCUAGGAUUCGAUCUUUCCACCCAACAACUCAAGGUCAUCGCCACCGAUGACAAAUUGAAGCCGCAGGACACGUUCAACGUCGAGUUUGACGAAGUUUACCGGAAAAAGUACGGCAUUAAACAUGGCGUCGUCACCAACGACGCCGACGGCACCGUGGUGCUGCCGGUGGCGAUGUGGAUCGAUGCAAUUGACUACUUGUUUGACGAAAUGAAGCAGAAAGGAUUCGACUUUUCCGCGGUCAAAGGUAUCUCCGGUAGUGGCCAGCAGCACGGCCUGAUCUACUGGUGCGACGAGAUCCCCGACGAUUUAAACCCUAAAGAAGCCCUCGCGCCCCAGCUUGAGAAAUAUCUUGCCUACGAGUACUCUCCCAACUGGCAAGACCACUCCACUGGCCAACAGAUUGACGACUUUGAGUCUACUUUUGGGGUGGAUAAGCUAGCUGAUACAACCGGGUCGCGUGGCCACUACCGGUUCACGGGGCUCCAGAUCCGCAAGUUGGCGAAGAAUAAGCCCGAAGUAUAUGAAAAAACCAAGCGGAUUCUGUUGGUGUCAAGUUUUGUUGCCUCAUUGAUGAUUGGGAAAAUCGCUCCGCUUGAGGAGGCGGAUGCUUGUGGUAUGAACAUUUAUGAUAUCCGUAAAGGUGAGUACAAUCAGGAACUUCUCGAAUUAGCUGCCGGCGUCCACCCUAAACUCGAUAAAGUUUCGGACGACGAAGCGAAAAAGGGGGCUAAGGAACUCGCUGAAAAGUUGGGUGAACCCAGUCCCGUGGGCUAUAAGCACAUUGGCACUGUCGCCUCCUACUGGGUGGACCGGUAUGGGUUUUCUCCCGAAUGUCGCGUCUACCUGUUCACUGGCGACAAUUUGGCGACCAUCCUAGCCCUCCCUCUUUCGAAGAAUGACUGUCUUGUGCUGUUGGGGACGCUGACGACGGUGCUUGUUAUUUCUCCCACCUACCACCCGCUGCCUCAAUACCACAUGUUCAAGCACCCGACGUUAGACGACCACUACAUGGGGAUGUUAUGCUACUGCAACGGGGCCCUUCCCAGAGAUAAGAUCCGCGACGAUAUCAAUGGUGAUGAUCUGGGUCUGUGGGACAAGUUUGAUGCUGCUUUGGACGAACUGGGUAAGUGGAACAAGAAGAUGGGCGUCUACUUCACCAAGGGCGAGAUCAUCCCUAACGCCCCUCCUCAAACUAAACGGGCUCAGCUUGAAGGCAAGGAAAUCAAGUAUGUGGACGAGUGGCCCGCUACCGACGAUGCUGUAGCCAUCGUUACCUCACAAACUUGUUCCGCGAGACUUCGAGCGGGCCCUAUGCUCGAUCAUGAACAACCCAGCGACGAAGUUCGUAAAGUUUACGAUGAAGUGGUCGACACGUUUGGUGAGUUAGAGACUGAUGGCCAAAAGCACAACGAAGAGACGGCGACGGCCCGUCCCCAUAAGUGCUUCUACGUCGGUGGGGCUCUGAACAACCUGUCUAUCAUCAAGAAGAUGGGGCUGAUUUUCUACCCCACUGACGGCAAUUACAAGGUAGAAAUUGCCAACGCCUGUGCCCUCGGCGGCGCCUACAAAGCAAGCUGGAGUUAUCAGUGUGAGGAGGGUAAAAAAGUCGACUAUACCAAGUAUAUCGACCAGUUACUGGGCGAGUACGAAGAGUUUGAUGUCGACGACCAUUGGCUUGACCAUUUACCGGCAUUGGGGAUGUUGUCGAAAAUGGAAGCUGAGUUGGAUCAUUAG
Diutina rugosa is the source of this 1740-nucleotide messenger RNA. It is a transcript of the gene XKS1, whose product is annotated as xylulokinase. Gene Ontology annotation, cellular component: cytosol. Gene Ontology annotation, molecular function: D-xylulokinase activity. The transcript has a single exon. Bases 1 to 1740 code for a protein of 579 amino acids. Lineage: Eukaryota; Fungi; Ascomycota; Pichiomycetes; Serinales; Debaryomycetaceae. Gene Ontology annotation, biological process: xylulose metabolic process. The record is from RefSeq and is a predicted model, not a curated record.